UGUAGCUGACAUGGAGAUCAAACGGCGGAAUUCUCCUGCAUCUACAGAGUGAAUCAGGGCUGCGAAUUGCGUGCACACCAUCGACUGGGAUUGGAACUUUUUCCAUCCAACGCUCAUUGAUUCCACAGCGGGUGUGAAAUUCAGAAAAAGGCUCUGAACUCCGCAAAAACAUUAAUAACCAUUAGCAAUGGAACUUUCUCGUGAUGGAUAUUUGCAGUGGAGAAUAUAAGUGGUACACUAAUCUGUCGCCAUGAGUUUAGUUGGAGGGUUUCCCCACCACCCGGUGAUGCAUCAUGAUGGCUAUUCCUUCGCUGCUGCAGCUGCUGCCAGUCGCUGUCAUGAAGAACCCCCCUAUUUUCAUGGGUGGCUUAUCAGCCAUCCGGAGAUGUCUCCUCCAGACUACACGAUGGCACCCUCGUAUAGUCCCGAAUACUCAACAGGAGCCCCCGGGCUCGACCACUCGCACUACGGAGGAGUACCGGGCGCCGGCGCGGUUGGAAUGGGACCCCGACCAGUGAAACGCAGACCCACGGCAAACCGAAAGGAGAGGCGCAGGACUCAGAGCAUCAACAGCGCCUUUGCAGAACUCAGGGAAUGCAUUCCCAACGUGCCCGCGGAUACGAAGCUGUCCAAAAUCAAAACCCUUCGUUUGGCAACCAGUUAUAUUGCUUACCUUAUGGACAUACUGGACAAAGACGAACAGAACGGGGAAGCAGAGGCCUUCAAAGCGGAAUUCAAAAAGACAGACGCCAAAGAAGAAAGGCGAAAGAAGGAAAUGAAUGACGUUUUGAAAAGUUCAGGGAGCAGCAAUGACAAGAAAACUAAAGGGAGAACUGGUUGGCCGCAGCAUGUAUGGGCAUUGGAACUGAAACAAUGAGACUAAUGCAAAAGACACGAAAUGAGGCCCUCUGAACUCAUUUUAGUUGUUCUCUCACUUUAUUUAAUGGAAUAUUUAUGUGCAAUUUCCCGCUACGGACAGUGGAUAUUUGAGGAAAAACCAUUCCAUUUUAGAAGGAGGAUACUCUCUUGGUAAGAAAUUGUAUGUUGCUGUCUGAUAUUGGUUUAUCAUUGUUUGUUUUCUUGUCCCAUUGUGAAUCAAAAUGAGAUAUCUGCCACUAAGGAGUACGUGAAGUUCUGUCUCUUUCUGCCUCUCUAUCACUUUCAGUAUCUAUCUCUGUCUCUCUCUCUCUCUCUCUCUCUCUCUCCUUUAAUUAUGAGGAAGAUUAGUCGAUGUUAUGAUAUAGUAAAUGUUUUAUUUGAAAAUGUCAUGAAGUGUUAUAAUGUCAUUUUGUGGUCGUACAAUGCUGGUGUCUGAAACAACUGUUGAGUCCACCCAGUGCACUUCCGUCCAGAGACACAAAAUUUAAAUAAUAUUGGAGAUGUAAACAAUGUAAUUAAUUCAAUAAACCACUGUGUUUUUAACGAUCUUA
This is a messenger RNA of Megalobrama amblycephala (Wuchang bream), 1430 nucleotides long. It is a transcript of the gene hand2, whose product is annotated as heart and neural crest derivatives expressed 2. NCBI's taxonomy places the organism in Eukaryota, Metazoa, Chordata, Actinopteri, Cypriniformes, Xenocyprididae. The record is from RefSeq and is a predicted model, not a curated record. Gene Ontology annotation, biological process: heart development; regulation of transcription by RNA polymerase II. Gene Ontology annotation, molecular function: RNA polymerase II transcription regulatory region sequence-specific DNA binding; protein dimerization activity; DNA-binding transcription factor activity, RNA polymerase II-specific. The coding region runs from base 251 to 877 and encodes 208 amino acids. The transcript has 3 exons.